ACGGAAAGCUGCAACCUAGAGGAAGAAGGCCUUUAGAAUACUGCGUAUAACGACGUGUAUAAACGUUAUAUUUUAAAGCAUAAAAUCCAACGCGCUCAUUAAAGCUCGCAAAAAAGCGCUAUAAUCCCGACGGUUUCUCGCGCGGGCACGCACUCGCACCCGAAAAUAACGAGAGCCGACGUCGAGAGGGUGAACUGUAUAGGAUGUACAAGACAAGCGGCUCGACGCGCGCGUUAUAUUGCGAGAGGGGGAAUUAUUAUAAAACGGACAUCUGUCCUCGGCGCGGCGCACACGUGUUUGGCGAGCUUGCGAUUUAGGCGAGCGGUAUAAGCGCGAUGAUUUGAAAAAAGUGGAAUAUUUUUUUUUAAAUAUGCCAAGGUCGGAGAUAGACAGGCUUUUUUGGCAUUUUUUCGUAUACAACAUGCGCUGGGGAAAGCGCUUUGAGUUCUUUAUUCAUAUCCUCUACUUUAAUACAACAUUGCCGCGUCGGCGGAAUGCAGAUUUUACAACGCUAGUUCCAAGAGAACUGCGAGAUCACAAAACGUCGAAAUAUCGGAAAGGUACUAUUUUACACAACGUUGCAAUAUUGUACGCAAGGGCGACUGUUUUAUUAAUCCCAUACAGCAGCUAGGUCACGAUGCAGGUUUUCCUCCAUACAAAUCGCACGACGAAACGCGAAACCUGCAGAUCGGACGGCUUGCGAGUACCGGCACAUCCAUUUGCACAUAAUGUCCCAUGAACUUUUCCAGUCGCGCGGCAGUAAAGCGGCAAACUAAUAAUCCGCGCAGCGCUGAUUUACACCUUGAUACGACAAGAGAAAUUACGUUCAUCAAUCAAAGCCGUAUAGCGUCAGGCGUCGGCCUUCUACUUUUCUUCUUCGAGACACACAGGCAUAAGAAACGUGCAGGUUCGGUUUUCUAGAAUUGUGCCUAUAUACGUAUGUAUAUCAAUAAACAAGACGGUUCGGACAUUUUAUAAUUGUGCUCGCGGCGUAUGAUCGCUUUAUUACAGUCUCUCGAUUUUCCCGCGCGCGAUUAUGUGGGAGUGCUAUUUUUUUACUGCACAUCAAAUAUUAAUUACGAGCAUUAGAUGCGUAAUAAUCGAUUACAUGCAGCAAGCCGCGAGGCCCCGAUUUGCAUGAAGGUUGUGCGCAGCGCCGAUAGGCGCCUAAUGGAUUAUUCUUUUUUUAAUAACCACUCGCCGACUCCUAUAUCUGUGCAUAUACAUGUGUAUAGACAGCGAGUUUGUUUAUUUAUUCGCGCGCGCGUGUAUUAAUAACCCAAGAAAGAGAGAGAGAGAGAGAGAGAGAGAGAGAGAGAGAGAGAGAGAGAGAAAGAGCGUCGCAACAAUAAAAGCGCUGGUACACGAGUUUGCAAGCGGCUGAAUAAUUGACAUGACGGUAAAAGGCUUUUCUCGGUAUUAAUCGCAUAAUUGCGGGAUUGAAAGCUUGCGCGUGUGAGUGUGUGUGUGUGUGCGAGCAUGAUGUUUUUGUUUUUGUAUUUUUUGCGAUAGCUUUAUCUUCACUCGAAUUUGGAAAAUAUUUUACCUCGUUCGCAUGCGAUUAGGAAUUUAAAAUACACAAAAAGAUGGGUGGUACUUCACAGUCCAUACGGCAAUCAAAUUUUUUGUUCAACCAAACGCCGCCGGCACCAGACCCUCGCGCGACAGCUCUCUCUCUCUCUCUCUCUCUCUCUCUCUCUCUCUCUCUUCAUUUCUUCACAUUAAAACCGCAGCAGCGGCGCAGAGUCGACCAUCCGACAAGACGACACCGAGAGAGCGCAAAGAUGCGGGCACGCCGCACAUCGCGCAGUCCCAUCAAUCUCUAUUACUUGUCGUCGGCGCGCGCACACACACACGCUCGACGGCCCCAUCAGCCUCGUCGUCGAAUUUGUCGUUGUCGUAUAUCGGAGGGAAGGCGCCGCGACGCGCAGACUAAACACCGCCCGCGCUGAUUGAUUCCCCAUCGAUCGUCGUCCCUUAUUUUUUCGGACUAAUGCUGUUUGUUUUUCUUUCCGGACCGAGGUGCGGCGGAGGUUGAAAAAGUGUGUUUAACGCGCGCGGACCGGCUGAUGGAUCGAGCGGGAAAGUUGGCUCUUUGUGCCUCAGGCGUUGUUCAAAUUUGGAAAAUGAAAGAGGUCGUUAUGCGCUUUGCUAACCGAUAAAACGAAAUUUCGUAAAUCCGUCCACUGAAGAAAGGAGGGCCGCGUAACGAAGCAGGCAAAAGUCCGUGUACAUAAAACAGCGAGAAAGAGCUGCGAGUAGCCACUCGUGGCGCUAUAAAGUGUGCUCUCGCCGCCGCGCGGCUGUAAAACUGUGGGCGCAUUGUGCGCUCCGGGGCAGGAAGCAUAAAUUUCGAGAGCGCCAAAUGUAGAGGAAAGAGAGCAAGUAUUCCUCGUCGCUCGUGUGUCCGUGUGUGUGUAUUACGUACGCAUAUACACGCAGGAACUGCCGGAGCGGAGCGACGCGCCUUGAGAGCUUGUUAUGAGAGGCUGUAUACUUGCUUUGUUCGCGUUAUGGCUUUUUUCAAAAUGUUCAAUUUUGAAAAAUGAACGUAACACACAACAUCGUUUAUCAGAAAUGAAUUAAUUAAAAUCUGCGCGCAGACCGUCGCUUCCAUCAAAGCUCGGCUAUAGCAACAACACCGCUAACGACAUCGUCAAGCCCGGCGCCCACAAUCCUCCAUACAGCCGCACGGCAGCAGGCCAGACAUCGGUCUCUCCUAUAUGUCCUAUACACACACACACACGCGCGCGCGCGCGCGCAGCAGAGAUCGAUCGUCAAUCAGCUAAAAACAGCGCAUAGCUCCCAAAGCAAACAUCCGCGCGCGACUUUGUUGCGCUUCUCGCUCGGCCGCUUAUUCUCGCGCCGCACGUGAAAAUAGACCCGCGAAAAUGUGAAUUAUUAUGCAACGCGCGAAAAGUAGGCGACGCGAAUGCGCUACGUCGCGGCCUAACUAGACUGAUGGAGGACUUCGGGGAAGAACAAGUCGUAUAUUUCAAUAAAAAUUCUCGCUGGCAGUCGUAACAUCGUCCGGGGCAACUUUUUGCGCCUUUUUCGUCGCCCGAUCGGGCACGGCAAUCGUAAAACGAUGAAUUAUCGAUGAAAAUCCGCUGAUAAUCGUCGUUUUUCCAGGUUAAUCUCCCACUCUUAUAGUGGCAGCGAUUCCCGAACGAGUUGUUGUGCGAGCAUAUGCAGCACUAAAAAAGCCGUCGCGUCGUAACUUAAUUCAACCCGCUCACCUAUACAGGAGAAAAUCCGCGCGAUCGUCCAUCGAGGCGUCGCGAGAAAAACACGAGCGGAAUGAAAAACGCCACGAGAUCACAGGCACGACAGCCGCCACCGCGCUAGAAGCGAACCAUACUGCGCGGCUUAGUAUAACUAACUAACCUCUCUACUCGUCUUUAUUUUCAUUCGCGUAUCCGUCUUUUGCAUAUUACGGGAGAGCAUGGAAUUCCUUUGUGUGACAAGGAGACGAUCUAUAGCUGUGUGCCGAUCGUGCUGGAGUCGUUAUAACAUAGUUUUCCCUUUAUUUUCACAAUUUACUCGUGCUUGAAGUAAACAUCGCAGGAUACCACCGCAUUAUCUCGCUGCGUAAUACUUGGAUAUAAAUUGAAUUACAAUUCGGUCGCGUAUAGUGGCUCCUUGUAUGUUUUGAAACUCUCGAAAAUACUGGGACUUUGCAACGCGAUUCUGGGAAGCAAAAAGCAAGUGACUGUCACUGGCUCAUCUUUUACUUUUCGUCAACGCCAAUUCGUUGCAUUCCGACGCGUUAGUCCGUGCAACGCUAUAACUUUCGGGUGUCGCGGCGGUGUCUAAAAAUAGGAGCGAUAAUUUUUCAUGAAACGUGAAGUAGUCUCAUCAAUAUCGCGGAUCAAAGGCUUUAUUAAGCGCUUUCGUUGCCCUAUAUAAUUUGUUCAAUUAUUCGAUUCGUCAAAAUCAGCAACUAUUGUUCGUUCCAAGCGCUCCUUUCACCAGUCCAGCCAUAGAGAACAGCCUCCAAGACAACGAUGCGUCCGUCCGGCCGCAGAUCGUAACUGGCCCAUAUAUGCAUCGUCGCGACGAUGUACAACCUGAACGUGAACGUGAACGCUAAUCCAGCCGCGUCGGCGGCGGGCCUGCUGAGCGUCGCGGCUGCGGCGGCCGAAGUGACGCCCCGGACGCCGGAGAUAGUCAACAGCCUCAUCGCCAUGUCGAAUCCGUUCGACAGCUUCGGCAGCACGGUGCAGAUGGGCAGCAACGGCAGCGCCAGGAGCCGAGACAGGGCCGAUUCCAGUAGUAGCGGCGAGCCCAGUCCGCCCAGCGUUCAGCACACUUGCAGUCAGCUCAUUAAAGAAGGUCUGAAGCUGACGCUGCAGACGAAGCGCCGGGCGAACGGCAGCGCCGACGAGGGUAAGAAGCGCAGCAGGAAGGAGUACGGCAGCGCCGACGACGAGGAGGACGACGAGUCCAGCAACAGCAAGACCAGCAAUGGGAAGCUGACCCCUGAAGACGAGGAGCGAAGAAAAAGGCGACGCGAGCGCAACAAAAUCGCCGCGACCAAGUGCCGAUUGAAGAAGCGCGAGAAGACCAACAUCCUCGUAAACGACUGCGAGCAUUUGGAGAAGCAGAACAACACACUCAAGUCGCAAGUUCAGGUGCUCGAGACGGAACUGCACAGCCUCGUCGAGAUGUUCAAUCGACAUGGGCCCACGUGUCUGAAGCAGGCAGCCUGUCCCGAAACGUACCACCAGCAGUACGCGGAUCCGGUCGGACCCCUCCCAAGCUACCAGGAGAAUUUCGUGGCGAACAGCCACCAGCAGAAUCAGCCGAGCAGCGACUGCUCGAUCGUCUCGGACUACGGCCCGGUCAAGAUCGAGGGCUUCGAGGCAGUAGCCCAAGACUUCUACCGACAGGGCAGCCCGUACACGGCCGCCGCCAUGUCCACGACGACGACCACCACGACGACGAAUCCUCCCAAUGCCGGAUGUACCGUUUAGCCCUGAUGGACGCAUCAGGAGAGUGAGAAGGAGGCGCUCGGGUGUCCUCGGCUUGACGUGCGGCUCAUUUGAAUUAUACGUUUCGUCGUCGUUAGCGUCCAAUUCUAAUACGUUUCUCACUUUUUAAGCCUCUUUUAAUUGACUUUGAUGCAUCGACCAAUUCAAGCGGUAUUAUCGAGAUACUCAAUUCCGAACCAGUGGGAGCCGCAAGUUCCGUCAAAUCGAGAGCCUCGAGCGGGUUGUACAGUAAUAUACGAAAAGUCGUGAGGACACCAAGUGCCUGCUUUAUUUAUCCGAUUCGACUUAGCGAGUAAGCAAAAAGUAAGGCAAGGAUAAGAAAAUCAAAAUGAUAUGUAUAAAUAUUGUUAACAUAAAGGAGCUAUCUCUCACGCGGGCAUUGCAUGAGCGCGAGAAAAUGCAAAAACUCUGCUAGGUUGUAGUUCAAAAAACUAGGGGCAACGAGACUCGCUUAUCUUUAUACUUUUACGAGCUUGCGAAACUCUCCUUUAUUAAUGCUGAUGUGCAUAAUACAUAUACAUAAUACAUAGCUAACUGUACGCGUAGUUAGAAACGGCGACGCUGGAAGAAUACGAAAUCAAAAGAAGAGAUGCAUCGUUAUACGUGAUUUAAGUUUAUAAAAAGUUGAAUUCUUUUUUUCCGACGCAUGUAUGCACAUUUCGAUCGUGUAACCGCGUAUACGCAUAUAUGUAUAUGAUUGAUGGCAACUCAUUCCUUCGCGAGGGGAAACUGCUUUCGCAUUCCAUGUUUGAAAAGAAAAUGUAUAGGAAAAGGGACCUAGUAACGAUAAUUCGUCAAAAUUUUCUCAAAUGUAAAACAUCUAGCGGUGUCAUUAUCGCUCUAGCGCCUUUCGAAAGACAUUUAAAACUUCUGACAUUCUUGCUGCGCUGCGUCCUUGGAUCUUUCACACACUUUUUCCCCGGCGGAGUAGUCUUCCUUUCCGAGUCCUUGACACUUUUGUCGGAGGCUCUCGUCGUCGUUUUUUUCUUCCUCUCUAUCUAUCCCGAGCGAUUAUUAAUGACGGAAAGGCGUCAACGCUUUUGCGUAUUCUUCCGUACUACUUAUAGUAAGUCACUGUAUUACAAACGUGGCGAAGCUGCAGACACUUUUACACAUUCCUAUUUCCUCUCUCUCUCUCUCUCUCUCUCUCUCUCUCUUUUCUUUCUUGUACUGCGCGAUUGACGGAAAAAUGGUAUCGUUUGCGCUGUACUGUACGACUUCAUUUUUUCAUUCAAAAGUACUUACAACGAGCUAAGUGGCUGUCGACCAUUUUCUCGGUAACGCUUUCAAAGUGUUGAGAGAAAUGGCACAAGUCCACUGACCGUUUUUUUGUGUUCGAUUUUUAUGCAACAAAGUUGCAGGCACAACAUUUUCCCGGCGAUCGCAGUCCAUAACUGUGACAUUCUCAAAGUCUUAUCAAGAGCGUAGCAUCGAACUGCCAUUCCCUGCAGUUUCGAGUAUUUGAGGAUUUAAGUUUAAGCAUAUUAUUAUUAUUAUUAUUAUUAUUAUUAUUACGUGUAAUGUCAUUAUAAAUCGCGAUUUUUUACACAGCUAUAUAUUGUAUAAUUUAUAGAUACGAAAAGUAAUUAAGAAGGACUACAGUUCAUCGAUCUAUCAUAUUUUUUUACGUUUUGAAAUUGUAAGGGCUUUAUUAUAUAAAAUCGCGUACUUCGCAGGCGAAUAUCGCAAGAAUAGUUUGUCUUUUAUAACAUUUCUCUUUCGAGAGAACGAUUGUCAGAUAAAUAAACAAAAUACAGAACCAAGUGAA
Nasonia vitripennis (jewel wasp) is the source of this 6762-nucleotide messenger RNA. It is a transcript of the gene Atf3, whose product is annotated as activating transcription factor 3. Gene Ontology annotation, cellular component: nucleus. Gene Ontology annotation, molecular function: RNA polymerase II cis-regulatory region sequence-specific DNA binding; DNA-binding transcription factor activity, RNA polymerase II-specific. Gene Ontology annotation, biological process: regulation of transcription by RNA polymerase II. Lineage: Eukaryota; Metazoa; Arthropoda; Insecta; Hymenoptera; Pteromalidae. The coding region runs from base 4062 to 4976 and encodes 304 amino acids. The transcript is spliced from 6 exons. The record is from RefSeq and is a predicted model, not a curated record.